UCAACUCCAUUUUCGAAUUUUCCUUUCCUUUCCUUUUUUCAACUCAGAGAUCUUUCUCCUUAUUGCUUCAUUCAUUUUAUCUCCACAGUUUCUUAUUUACAUAAUUGCCCCUACGUUACCACCUUCCCUGUUUUACUUCUUUACAACGACGUCGUUUCCUUGAAUAACCAACCAUGCCCGCGUCUUUGCAGAAAAUGGCGCACUCCAGCACGAGCUCCGGCGGCAACUACAACGGCUCUGCCGUUUCUGAGUUUCCGGCCGGUUUAAGAGUUCUCGUCGUCGAUGAUGACGUCACCACCUUGAAGAUUAUCGAGCGAAUGUCUCUUCGCUGCCAUUAUCGCGUCACAACAUGCUCCGAGGCUACUGUUGCUUUGAAAAUUCUGCGGGAGAGGAAAGGCUGUUUUGAUGUUGUGCUGAGUGAUGUUCAUAUGCCAGAUAUGGAUGGCUAUAAACUCCUUGAACAUGUUGGCUUGGAAAUGGACCUUCCUGUUAUUAUGAUGUCUGUUGAUGAUAGGACAAGUACUGUCAUGAAGGGAAUUAGACACGGGGCUUGUGAUUAUUUUAUUAAGCCUGUACGGUUGGAAGAACUAAGGAAUAUAUGGCAGCAUGUUGCCAGGAAGUUUUUGAAUGAACACAAGGAACACGAUGAUUUUGGCAGUAUAGAUGAUAAUGACCGUAAUGCACGAGGGAACGAUGAUAAUGAUAAUAAUUCUUAUGUUGUUGGUACAACAAAAGGAAUAGUUAAAGAACAAAAAAAGAGGAGCAAUUUAAAAGAUGAAGUAGAUGUUGAAUUGGAGAAUGAUGAUUUAUCUACAUCUAAGAAGGCUCGUGUCGUGUGGUCAGUUGAACUGCAUCAACAAUUUGUCAGUGCUGUGAAUCAACUAGGGCUUGACAAGGCUGUGCCAAAGAGAAUACUUGAAUUGAUGAAUGUCACUGGUCUGACAAGAGAAAAUGUUGCAAGUCAUUUGCAGUGCCUGACUGUAGUUGACAUUACCAUUGUGAAUUGCAAUAUCAAUUGGCAGAAAUUUAGACUUUAUUUGAAACGAUUAAGUGGAGUGGCACAGCAACAAAAUGGGAUGCUAAACAGAGUUCCUGGGACUAUAGAAUCCAAGCUAGCUGCUACUGGAAGAUAUGACAUAGAAACUUUGGUUGCUUCUGGCCAUGUUUCCCCUGAAACACUUGCAGCCCUUCAAGCUGAGCUCUUAGGUCACCCGGUAACUAACAUAAUGCCUACAGUGGACCAGACUGCACUAGUACAUGCAUCUGUUCACAGACCAAAACAUUCUCGUGCUGAUGAUCCUACUGAAGCAUAUGGUCCGCCUCAUGUAAACUUUCCUUCCAACAGUGUCAAUAAUUUCCCUCAGUCCAUCUUUAAAGUAGAUGAUUCAUCGUCAAGAUAUGGAGCAUGGCCGCCAUCUAAUACACUUGGUUCAGUCUCAAGGGGGAGGUUAGGCAUUCUGAAUAAUAACACGGUGAUUGAUUUAUUGCAGCACCAACAAAAGCAUCGACAUCAGCAAAAACAACAGCAUUUUCCGAUUCAUGAUCAAAAUCGAUCAAUCAAUGUGCAACCAUCUUGCAUGGUGGUUCCUGCUCAAUCUUCUGACACUUUCCAGGCAGUAAAUAGUGUUGCUUCUGUCAACAAGGAUUGUAGUUUUGACAGAAAUGCCAUUAUUGAUUAUAGUCAAUCAUCAGAAAAAUCUAAUAAUUCAUCCAGUACAUCUCAAUAUCCUGGCGGAAAUACCAAAGCUACCUCCAUUUCUCCACUAAUGUCCUCUUUUUCAGUAGGCUCCAGCAAUAGCAAUAUUCAGCAGAGUCAGAACUCAACUUCAACAUCUGGUGCUACAAGAUCUUUGCCUAGCCAUCUGCCCAUGGUGUUUAGACAAGUUCCAUAUGAUAUUAAAUCCACUGAUUCACUUGAUCAAUCAUGUCUUAGAAAUCUUGGAUUUGUUGGCAAAGCUAACUGCGUACCAAGUUUUGAAAAUAAAAUUGAGUCAUCUGCAAGUGAUUUUAGUCAUAGGAAAGUAUUCAUGGCUAGCAAUUGUAACACGGUGAAGGAGGAGCCAGAUUUGAUCAGAUAUCCAAAUGUGGGCCACCCAGCUCUACAGAACUAUCCGUCUCAUGACCAUUCAAGUGGAUUCACAUAAUAGGUUGAAUUGGAGAGGAGAUAACCUUUCCUCUAAAGGUACAUACUGUUGUUUUCUCCUUAAUUGUUAGGAAAACAGUUGCUGAAGUUCUUUUGUGCUGUCUGCACCAUUGUUAGCUGCAUUCUAGACUCCAAUGAUGACUCUAACUCUGUAUAAAGUGAGGAGUAAAGGAACAUAUGAAUGAUUGCUUCUUGGAAGCGUGAUAGAGUUGAAGUUACUGCUGCUACGACUCGAGCGAGGCAAGGUGACAUAGAGGACUUGCAUCUCUUUGUGGGGAUAAUAGCACCGACCAGUUCUCACAAGAGGCGGUUGACAGUGAUCAAUUUUGUGCACCCUGCAAUACUCGACAUAGAGCAUCUAAAGCUGCUCCUGGAUGGACUAGAGAUGAUGAUGAUGAGCCUAUUGUUGGAAUGUCUAUACAACAGUUAAGGAUGCCAUGCAGACGGCGGUGGAGUCAGAUGUGCCCCGUCCUUCUGAGACGACAAAGGUGCCCCAUCCUUCUGAGACGACAUAGGUGUCCCAUCCUUCUGAGACAGAGGCGCCGACUACUACAGAGGUUACUCCGCAGACGACUAUUGAGGCGCUUGCUACAUAUGAUAUGAAUGGCAUUGCUCUGACUUCGACAGAGGUCAGUCCUGGUUGAGACAAAGGUCACUGCUCCGACUUCGACAGAGUCGUCUGUACACACAAAUUGAGGGUUUUUUGGAGGGCCCAAUGACUGUUCUGUGCUCACUAGAUAUGUCGAUCACGUGACAUUCAGAUUAUGUUAGAGAGAUCAACCGCCACUAAAGGUGCCCACCCACAAGGGGAAGUUGAAGAAGUUCUUAGAUGUCGAGAUAUCAGAGGAUGUCAAUGUGAUUGUUGAAGAUUAUAAUCUCCUUUCACUGGUGGACUAUUCGCUGACCAUGCUCAAUGGUCAGUUAUUGAUGGCCUUUGUUGAGCGACGACAUAAGGAGACAUAUUCCUUCCAUCUUUCAUUUGGUGAGAUGAUGAUUACCUUAGAUGAUGUCUCCUAUGUGUUCCAUCUUACCCUAGCAGGUAGUUUCUUCACCGCUUCUCUCACUAGCCAGAAGGUUGCACAUAUUACUAUUGUACAGGACUUGAGGGUUACUGAGGAGCAGGUGACAAACGAGUUUAGAACUAUGAGGGGUGCCCACUUUCGUAUAUCUUGGCUCCGAGAUAGGUAUAAAGAUCUAGUGCAUCAGGGUAUGUACGAGGAAGCCACCAGUGUAUACAUGCUAAAUCUUGUAGGAUCUACUAUCUUAGCGGAUAAGUCUCAUGUACAUAUAGAUGCGGCAUGCAUAUUUUUGUUUAGUCGCCUUGAGCAUUACAACUAAGCAUGAUGGCGUGUUGUACUGACUGUUCUCAAUGCUGCACUUGGAGAGACGACUGCUUUUGAGACGGGGCAACUUGCUGGUUAUAUGAGUCUAUUUCAGUGUUGAAUAUAUGGGCAUUUCCCGUCCAUUUGUGAGAGACAUGUUAUUCCUACCACUACAGGGUCCACACGGUCCAAUAGAUGGAGGUGCAGGCAUGCACACUCAAGAGGUGUUACGGAGUAUAGGAGGAUGGUUGAUGCGCUUACUGUAGAAGAUGUCAUCUGGACACUCUACGCAGACCAUAUAGUGCAUCGUGAGUUCAAUGACACUUCAUUGUUUUCUGGUUAUCUGGGAUGAGAGACCUUGGUGGCGAGAUACUUACCUGAGAGGUUCGUGCGCCAAUUUGGAUAUGUUCAGGACAUCCCAUGACCAGUCCCUGGUAUUCCAUUUGAGGGCAUUGAUACUGGUUUGUUGGUCACGUUUUGGGGUCUGCCAAUGUCAUUAGAGAUAGUGUAAUGGAUGUUCAAUUCCCAAUAAAGUGUGUGGAUGGGUACUUGGAGUGGUACAUUGUUGUAUCACACCCUCAAUCAUCCAACCUAGGAAACAUGUAGAUGACCCUAAACCUUAUAAUGUUGGACCUUAUGAUUUUAAGGGACCUUCUGAUGACGUGUCGCCUCCACAUGAUGCAGAUGACGCACAACACAUGCAAAUGAUAACAAUCAUUAUGGAUAGCAUCAUGGGUUUGGUGAACCCAGAAGGUGAAGUUUAUACUUUGGCAUUGUAGACAACACACAUAGCCCACGAGGGACCUAUUUAGACCUUAUUAUCAUUUUUUUUGUAUUAUUUGUAUAUUAUGUUUAGUAUUGCUCAAACAUUUGUACAACAUUGUUUAUUAGACAACAAUUUGACACUUUCAUUGUUA
Lathyrus oleraceus (garden pea) is the source of this 4382-nucleotide messenger RNA. RefSeq names its product two-component response regulator ORR21. The record is from RefSeq and is a predicted model, not a curated record. Bases 174 to 2144 code for a protein of 656 amino acids. The transcript has 9 exons. NCBI's taxonomy places the organism in Eukaryota, Viridiplantae, Streptophyta, Magnoliopsida, Fabales, Fabaceae. Gene Ontology annotation, biological process: phosphorelay signal transduction system; cytokinin-activated signaling pathway. Gene Ontology annotation, molecular function: DNA binding; DNA-binding transcription factor activity.